ACUUCCUCAAAAUCGCGUGGUUUCAAGGUUUGUCGUUUGCAUAAAUCCCAUGUGGUUUAAUAUUUUUAAUUAAAUAUUGCAAUACAUAAUAUUGUAAGUGCGGGUAUUGCAGAAUCAACGUAAAUAUAUUCAAUUAGAAAAGAAGAAUUUUCAGCCCUAAAAAUGACUGAGGAAAAAGAAAUUUCAACUGAGAGUAAUGGACAAGAGAACAAUGAAAAUGGGAACAGCGAGACACCGUCGGAUUUGGAAAAUAAUAUCAUCCGCCAAAUGGAGUACUACUUUGGUGACGUCAACCUCCCCAGAGACAAGUUUCUCAAAGAGCAAGUGAGCCUUGACGAUGGUUGGGUACCAUUAGAUGUCAUGCUGAAGUUCAACCGCCUCUCAAAGCUGACGACGGACCAUGAAGUCAUUGUUAACGCUAUUAAUAAGUCACCAUCUGGCUUGUUGGAGGUAUCAGAAGACAACAAGAAAGUGCGGCGAAACCCGGAGAUGCCGCUCCCAGAGAUGAAUGAAGAGAGGCGCAAGGAACUCACAGCACGUACAGUCUACGCCAAGGGCUUCCCCAAGGACUCCACGCUCGACGACAUCCUGCAGUUCUUCAAACAACACGAGCUGGUGGAAAAUGUGAUCAUGAGACGCUACCUCGAUAAGCAGAGCAAGAAGAAGAUGUUCAAGGGAUCGGUGUUCGCUACGUUCAAGACUAGGGAACAGGCCACAAAAUUCGUGGAGACCAAAGGCUUGAAGUACAAGGACACAGAAUUACUGCUCCUGUGGCAAGACAACUAUCUGCAGCAGAAACAAGAGGAAUAUGCUGCGCUUAAAGAGAAGAAACAGAAGAGAGGCCAGCAAAAAGAGGGUAAUGAAGAAAAAGACACAUUCAAGUUACCAACUGGUACAGUGCUGUUCUUCAAUGAGGGCAACGAGACGCUCACCAGAGAGAAGAUCAAGGAUGCUCUAACCGAAUUAGGUGCCGAAGUCGCCUACAUAGAUUUCAAGUCUGGCGACACACAAGGCUGGGUGCGUUUGACAAAAGAAAACGCGGGAAAAGAGUUGGCGGGAAAAUUAACCGACGGGAAAGUUAAAAUUGAUGAUUCCGAACUGGUGUUCAAGCUUUUAGAAGGCGAUGAAGAAACUGCAUACUUAGAAAAGACUGUCGAAGAAAUGAGUAAAAGACGCAAAAAUAUGAAAAACUUUAAGAAUAAUAAGGGUAAUAAUAGGGGUAAGAACUUUAAGGGUAAAGGCAGGAAAAGGAAACAUGGUAACGAUGAUGGGCCUCCAGCAAAGGUGGCGGCAAAUAGUUAAUAAUAUAAGAUGAUGAAUGUAUAAACUGUUGAUUUGUGUUCGCUUAUGAUUAUAUGACAGUGUAUUGACGGUGCUUCGAAUUAAAACAUAUGCCGCAGAAUAUUUGCCUAAAUUGAAAAGGCAUGUGUUUGAUUGUGACGUCAGCAAGACAUACUAUUCAUUAUAAAAUAUAUAAGAAAACUAUUGUUGUCACAUUUCUAUAUUGUAAGAAUUUGCUAUGCUUACAAGUAAUACUGUUUUAACUUUGUUAAAAUAGGUUCUAAUUGAGAAAUUCUUAAAGAAUAGAAUCCCGCCUCGUGAUCGAAUUAUUCUAUUCUUUAGAAAAUUAUCAUUCGUAAAGCAUUUGGAUGCCAUAAAACUAAAUAUCAAGAGGUUCUUAUUUUUUAAACACAAUUUAUCAUAAGCAAAAAUUGUUACAAUAUAGUCUUGAGACGCUGUGAAAUGAUCACUUUGUCAAAUAAUUAAACUAUGUUGAUUAUUAUAAUUAGACUGUUUCCUUUAUAUUGAUAUGUCGCAAGUUAUGCGAAAGCUAGGUAUUAAAUACUUAUGUAAAUUACUAUUACUAUCCAAGUAGUAAACUUUUGUAUUUUUAAGAGCUAAAUAAAGUUAUUUUCAAAA
This is a messenger RNA of Colias croceus (clouded yellow), 1920 nucleotides long. RefSeq names its product la protein homolog (gene La). The coding region runs from base 163 to 1302 and encodes 379 amino acids. Gene Ontology annotation, cellular component: cytosol; ribonucleoprotein complex; nucleus. Gene Ontology annotation, biological process: RNA processing; positive regulation of translation. Gene Ontology annotation, molecular function: RNA binding. The transcript has 7 exons. The record is from RefSeq and is a predicted model, not a curated record. Lineage: Eukaryota; Metazoa; Arthropoda; Insecta; Lepidoptera; Pieridae.